AUGACUAUUGAAAGUUUCAAAGAAAAGCUAUCAACAUUAAAUAAAUGUUUUGUAGAUAAAAUAACAGAAGAAUUUAGUAAAACUCCUCAUGCUGAUUUUACACCUUGCAUGUUAGAUUAUAUUAAACAUUUAAGUGGUAUUGAUGAUGAAUGUUGUGACCACUUUUCUAGGACUAAUGGUGUAUCAAGUCCAAAAUUUCCAGCUCAAAAAAUUACAGAGAAUCCUUUACUGCCGACAAUUGUUCCAAAAUUACCUCCACCAGAACCAGUUAAAAGUGGAAGAGUAGGAGGAAAAAUAAAAAGAAAAGCUUCAAGUAGUAUAGAUGAUGAAAUGAAUAAUGAUGAAGAUAGUGGAUCAAGAAAAAAUGGCACCUUUGUUGUUCCUGCUGCUCCAAAAUCUACGACAUCAUUUGAAUCUAAGCCAUCUUUAUUUGGUAGCAAUGCUAAGCUGCCAGAUUCUUCAAAACCAAUUCCUAUGUUUAAUUUUCCUACAAUGGACUCAAAAACAACAUCUACAAAUAUUUUUACAUCACCAUCUAGUUUGACAGAUGAGAAAGAUAAAAAUGUAACAAAGGAAAAAACGUAUAGUAUUUUUAACAGUGGUACUUUAUCAGAUAUUUCUAAAAAACCUGAGGAUUCUGAUAAUGAUAAAUCAAAUACUAAACCAUCUUAUCCAAGUCUAUUUGGUUCUACUGAUAAUACAAAACCAAUGUUUUCUUUCAUGUCGGCUCCUGUUAGUCAAGAAAAAGAUGGAAAAACUCAAACUAAAUCAACAUUACCAACAUUUUGUUUUCAACCUAAUACAACAGUUAGUGAAAAAAAAAAUGAAGAGGAAAACAAAGGUGAAGAAGAGAACGACGAGGAAGAAGAACAGCAAGAAAAGUAUGAUCCAUUACAAGCAGACAAAGAUGCAUUAUAUAAUGUGAAAUGCUCUCUUCAUCAGCUAAUUGACAAGCAGUAUGUUAAAAAAGGUGUAGCUUUCAUUAAUGUAAAAGAAUUAGAUGGAAAAAAAGUUAUAAUUGUAAGAGCAACAAAUGCAAUUGGAUCAAUUCUUAUUAAUACUCAUAUAAAUGAAAACUUAAAAGUAGCCAAAUUGGAAGGAACCAAAGUACGAUUAUCAUUUCCAAAUAGUAAUGGAAGUGAAAUGGAAACGUGGAUUGCACGUGUACCAGGAGAAAAUGACGUCAAAGAACUACUUGAAAAUUUGAAGUUUUAA
Strongyloides ratti is the source of this 1215-nucleotide messenger RNA. Its product is annotated as Pleckstrin homology-like domain-containing protein. The record is from RefSeq and is a predicted model, not a curated record. The coding region runs from base 1 to 1215 and encodes 404 amino acids. The transcript is spliced from 2 exons. Lineage: Eukaryota; Metazoa; Nematoda; Chromadorea; Rhabditida; Strongyloididae.